AUCUGCCAUGUCUACCGAGUUGGGUAUAUCCCGUAUUGUCAACAUGGCCGCUGGGUCUCUCAUGACUUCACAGGAGCUGUAUGGUGAAAGUAUUACCAUUCUACUCAUCACUGCUGAGGACAUGGAGUCUUAUGAUCUCUCUCAGCAUUUUGAUGAAGUAACGGAUUUUAUUGAUAAAGGGAAGGAGGAAGGAGCUGGAGUGUUUGUACACUGUAUGGCUGGAGUGAGUAGAUCAGUCACUGUAUCUGUUGCUUUCUUAAUGAAAUAUUGUAAUAUGACGCUAUCAGAGGCUGCAAGACAAGUCCACAGUAACAGACUCCUUGCUUGUCCUAAUGUUACUUUCAUGAGAAACUUGUUUAACCUUCAGAAGCAAUUAAAAGAAGAAAAACAAAAGAAGGUGCUGGGGAAAUCUUGAUAGAAGAAUCACACAUUAAUUCGCUGCACACCAUAUAUUAUAAUUAUUAUAUAUUUAAAUUAAAUUAAUUAUUGCUGAUAAAAAUUAUUGUUUUUU
This is a messenger RNA of Amphimedon queenslandica, 511 nucleotides long. Its product is annotated as dual specificity protein phosphatase 1B-like. The record is from RefSeq and is a predicted model, not a curated record. Gene Ontology annotation, cellular component: cytoplasm. Bases 8 to 415 code for a protein of 135 amino acids. NCBI's taxonomy places the organism in Eukaryota, Metazoa, Porifera, Demospongiae, Haplosclerida, Niphatidae. Gene Ontology annotation, molecular function: MAP kinase tyrosine/serine/threonine phosphatase activity; MAP kinase tyrosine phosphatase activity; protein tyrosine/threonine phosphatase activity. Gene Ontology annotation, biological process: peptidyl-tyrosine dephosphorylation; negative regulation of MAPK cascade. The transcript has 2 exons.